Molecule: messenger RNA, 474 nt
Organism: Rodentolepis nana
Lineage: Eukaryota; Metazoa; Platyhelminthes; Cestoda; Cyclophyllidea; Hymenolepididae
Source: the annotation of a GenBank genome assembly
AUGGCACUACACACUGGCACCAUGGGUGGCCUUGGCCAAGUAAAUGGUUCCCUGCUUGAAGCAAACUCUAAUGUUGGGGGCCCAGACCCAUCUCAGGCUCCACCUACUGUCUCCGCCCAAUCUCAACAGCCACCACCGUCGGGUUUCAUGAAAUAUGCGGCCCCUUUUGGUGCACCUCAUCAAGGUCAUACUAACCCUGGUGGUGACCCAUAUGCUAAUGGGGGUGGUGGCGGGAUGAUGCCGACGGCUUAUAGUGAGGAGAGUGGUCAGCCACAGCCUCCACAGCUUCAGCCCCCUCCCAACAUCUCACCAAACACAACUCAACAACAGCAACCUCCAACGGCAGCAACACCAAAUACUAUGCAACAGCAACAGCAAUUUGUUCAGAGCAAUCAACAACAACAACGUAUGAUACAUCCUCCUCCUCCUCCCACAGCUAUUGAUCCAAGUGAGUCCGUCCUCCUGUCUGUCUAG